AUGUCCUGUUACUCCACGUCGAAUAUCUGUCCGAGUAACGGCACUUGGAAUCAGUCUUACGUCACCGUUGCAUCAAAUCUGUCAUAUGGUUAUAAUAUUGCACUUGAUUCGUCAAACAAUAUCCUCGCAGUCAGUAAUGAUUAUGCAGGCGUGUUAAAGUUUUCGCUCACCAAUAGUUCAUCAUUCACUAAGGCAGUGAGCAUUAUUAACCCCUGGGGUUUAUUUGUUGAUCAAAAUAACACGAUAUACUUAUCAACAACUUCUGGUGGGGCUUCGGUGCGUAAAUAUCCCGCGAAUACAACAACAGGAAUUUUCGUUACCGGAAAUAUUAAAGGCAACAGUUCAAAUCAGUUAAGUGGUCCUGCAGGAAUUUUUGUCGAUUGUCUUGGAAACACCUACAUCGCUGACUCAAAUAAUAAUCGAAUUCAACGCUGGGCGUCGAGCGCUUCAUAUGGCUGCACCGUGGCUGGUGAUAGUUCUGCUACUUCUGGUAAUGGAACCUUACAACUCAACAAUCCCAGUGAUGUCCGAAUCGACAAAUCUGGAAAUAUAUUUGUCUUAGAUAGCAGUAACACCCGAGUGCAAAAAUUUGCACCAAAUUCGACUAUAGGCCUAACAGUUGGUUCUAGUGUCGCUGCUAGUCCAAAUCAUCUUAAAAUCACAUCCUAUGCCAUGUUUGUCGAUGAUUGUCAGCAGAUUUACGUCAGUGAUGGGUAUGGUCGCGUUGUACAAUAUAAACCCGGUUCUGUAAACGGAACAGUCAUAAUCAGUGGAAUUGUUGGUGGCGGACGCGGCAUAACCAUGGAUAGCUCGAAAAAUAUAUAUGUUUAUAACAGUAGCAGUGCCGAUGGCAGCAUUCUCAAAUUUGCUUAUAUCCCCUAG
Messenger RNA from Didymodactylos carnosus, 882 nucleotides. Lineage: Eukaryota; Metazoa; Rotifera; Eurotatoria; Philodinida; Philodinidae. The record is from the annotation of a GenBank genome assembly.